This is a messenger RNA of Emericellopsis atlantica, 2059 nucleotides long. Its product is annotated as glycosyltransferase family 31 protein. The coding region runs from base 132 to 1727 and encodes 531 amino acids. NCBI's taxonomy places the organism in Eukaryota, Fungi, Ascomycota, Sordariomycetes, Hypocreales, Bionectriaceae. The record is from RefSeq and is a predicted model, not a curated record. The transcript has 3 exons.
CUUUUCAUCCGUCGAUUUGCCGAUCAUACCAGUAGUACGGGAAACCACACUAUCCGGUUUCUCUUUCCAUAAUUAUAGCACAGCUACUUCUUGCCCCCUCAUUAUAGGCCACUUUGCCUGACGUCAAUGCGAUGAUCAACCCUACGCACAGCCUCAGGGUAGCGCUCCUGCUGGCGCUGACAACGCUGCUUACGGUAACCCUCUGGGAGCUCAACAGUCAUCCGUUGACCUGUUCCUACGACAAGAAGGCAAAAGAUCUCUACGAUCCCGGUUCUUUAUACUCUACCCAUGAGGUGUAUAACAACACCCUCUAUCAAAAUGGUCUCAAUAAUAACGUGCAUGCACAGCAUAACUUCAGCCGCCCCUGCGAGGGCUUUCCCGACACCACGAAUAUCAUGUUUAUUAUGAAAACGGGCGCUUCGGAGGCCUUCCAGAAGCUCCCUACCCAGUUGCUCACGACAAUGUCUUGCCUCCCUGACUUUCUUAUUUUCUCCGAUCUUGAACAACAGAUAGGCAAAUACCAUCUAUACGACGCCCUCGACCGCGUUAGCCCAACUCUUAUGAACCAGUAUCCCGAAUUCGAACUAUAUAAGGCGCAGAAAUUCUGCCCUAUUCCUCAGCAUUAUUGCGCCGCGGAGAUGAGCGGAGGCUGGGACCUUGACAAGUAUAAGUUCCUGAAUAUAGCCGACCGUGUGUGGCAGAGGCGUCCGGGCAUGGACUGGUACGUGUUUGCUGAGGCAGAUACCUAUAUCGUGUGGUCCAACAUGGUCCAAUGGCUUCGUGAGGAGGCACCAAAGGGCCCUCAAUACCUCGGCAACGUUGCGCUCCUGAACGAGUUCCCCUUUGCGCAUGGAGGCAGCGGCUACGUCGUCUCCGGCGAGCUCAUGAAGACCAUGGCCAAUAAUAUUACAGAUCUCGCUACUAAAUACGACGAACGCGCCGGAGGCGUAUGCUGCGGAGAUUUUUUGUUUGCCAAGGCGGCUAGCGAAGUUGGCACUAAUGUCCAGCAAGUCCAUCCUAUGUUCAACGGCGAACGACCCUUGAGCAUACCAUAUGGCCAUGGACAAUGGUGUGAGCCUAUUAUCAGUAUGCACCAUGUGAGCCCGGAAGAAGUCAGUACGCUCUGGCAAUUUGAGCAAACGAGGAAGAACAAGAGUACCCUACUUAUUAAGGACAUUUACGAAGCUUUCAUGGCACCCUCUCUAACGCAGUUCCGCCAGGACUGGGAUAAUCUUUCAGACGACACGUGCUUCAUCGGCCCCCAUCAAGUAGAUCAGGAGAAUGCCGGUGACACAGAGAAAAGUCGGCAGAAGCUUGAGCGUGAAAAGACUAUAGUAGAGAAGGAAGCACAUAAGUCACCUACAGCAUGCGCUAAGGUUUGCGAAGCCGAUAAACUCAUGAUACCGGAAGACGAGUAUUUAGCACUGUCUGACGACAUUAAAAAAGACCACUAUCUCCAAGAGAAAUACGAGAAGCGGAUCAGGGAGGACGUCGGCGGCGUGUUCCGGCGGGGGAGGUCGUGUUUCCAGUGGCGAUAUCACCAGGGCGCUUGCUGCAUAAGCCAGAGUUUCAAACUCGGCAUGCCUCGGCAUGGAGCUGUGGAAGACGAAUGGACUAGUGGCUUCUUUGUCAAAGGUAUCAAGCAGUGGAUAGAGGCAAGAGGAGAAUGCCUUCAUCCAGAUUGGAGAGAGCCAUAUCUGACUUCGCCUAUGCACGAAUCAGAAUGACCUUCUUGGAUCUCGGAGACAAGUAUUUCUGGGAAGACUAGUUUAUAUAGCAUAUAUGUAGAGCACACCGCUAUCUGACAGUUGGGAAAUCUGUCAGGCGCCGUGCUGCGCCGGUGUGCAUGACGUUCUGUAGAUAGAGUUACCCUAAAACCCGCCCUAGGCGCAGCGACAGUGAUUAGACACACCCAGGCGUUCCAUGGGGGCUAGCAUCGACUAGGCAGAAGUGGAUCAGCAGGUCAGUAAGCAGUCUGAUCUUAGGCGAGAGAAAAGGAACUCAUCAUUAGUAUCAUGAUUAUCUAUAGAACCAGAUAUUCCCCCAAAUUUAAGAGGAG